Messenger RNA from Salvelinus fontinalis (brook trout), 1705 nucleotides. Its product is annotated as homeobox protein XHOX-3-like. NCBI's taxonomy places the organism in Eukaryota, Metazoa, Chordata, Actinopteri, Salmoniformes, Salmonidae. Gene Ontology annotation, molecular function: RNA polymerase II cis-regulatory region sequence-specific DNA binding; DNA-binding transcription factor activity, RNA polymerase II-specific. Gene Ontology annotation, cellular component: nucleus. Gene Ontology annotation, biological process: regulation of transcription by RNA polymerase II. The record is from RefSeq and is a predicted model, not a curated record. The coding region runs from base 341 to 1063 and encodes 240 amino acids. The transcript has 3 exons.
UCCCUCCUUGCGCCUAGGCGGCGCCUUGGCGGAUAGACCGUGUCUCUCAUUAGCAAAAGAUGUCUCGACCAGGGAGAUAUAAAAGCCAGAAAGAAGGAGAGAAGGAGGGGGGUUCAAACGGGGCGACAAAAACAACUAAUCCCAUCUAUGUAAACGAACUUGGCUUGAGUCUGCAGACAGAGCGUCAACAAGGCAUGGAAAGAGACACCAUUUUUGGAUGAUACAGUGAGUGGCGCACGCAUUGGGAAUAAUUUUUAUUUUAGGCGAACAUUUUUAAAGGAGUAAACUUGGUUUAUUAUACUUGAAGCCAGGACACAAAUAAACUACAAGAAACGACAUUAUGCUUGCAGAGGGCAGAGAAACGCCGGUCGCCACAGUGGUUAAAACAAACAGUGGACAUGGAGAUGAGCCAUGCCCGCGCAGCUCAGUCAAUUUUAUUGACCACAGUCGGCGACACCGAACUGCCUUUACCCGGGAACAACUGUCCCGCCUGGAGCAAGAAUACCUCAAGGAGAGCUACGUUUCUCGACCGAGGAGAUGCGAACUGGCGACAGCACUGAACCUUCCCGAGACCACAAUCAAGGUAUGGUUCCAAAACAGGAGAAUGAAGGACAAGAGGCAGCGUUACUCUCUCAGCUGGCCACACCCCCUGGACUCCAACCUGUGUGCCCUGAUGGUGAGCCAGGCUGCAGCAGGCUUACCUUACCCCUUUCUCCCUCCCCUCCCUCCCCUCCCCCUGCACCUCUACUCUCACCACGGAGGGGGGGCAGGUGCCCCCUCUGUUCCCAGCCCCUUCACUGCUCCCCUCAGGCCACUGGAUCCCCUGCGCCUCUCUCAUUCCCCCUACCCCAGGCCGGGUGGUCUACCCCCAACGGCCCUCUACCCCCAUUCCAAUGUGAUGCACCAUCCCGCCACUUGCCCCUGCCCCCUCUGCCUCCACUGGGGAUCAGACCAACUGUUCAAAGCCAGAGGGCUGAGCGCUAUUGGCCUGAAUCGACCAUGCAGUCCCAAAACUAUGGCUGCCAGCCUGGACAGGAGGGAAGAGGUGCCUUUGCCCAGAUGAAGUUUGCUGCAGUAGCUACCAGGAAAUGACGAUAUGAAGUCAAUGGUGGUGACGGUACAUUGAGCACAAUCACACACCUCACGAUCAGAUAAAACUGCCCUCCCUGGAGGAGUGCAAUUUGAUCCAGCUUUCCAUGUUGUUGGAGCUCUAGAUUUAUCUGUGUCUGUCUGUAAUAACACAGCUGGGGAUGUUAAUACGGUUUUAUUUAUUCAUGUGAAAUGCAACGUUCUUUCCAGAUCGAUGAUCAUGAAACAUUCCGGCCUUCACACAUACGGUAGCUAAUACUGGGGAGGACCUUGAGGCAAUAAGAAACGUUCCUUUUGUUGCAACUGCGUUUUCUUAUGUGCACGAACGAGAAGUUUCGUUCUAACUGCUGAUUCACUGAAAGGCAGAGGAGUUCCAUUAGUAGAAUGUCCAAUUAGACAUUGAAGGUAAAACAAUAUAUACAAAAAAUCCAGACAUUUUCCAGUCAUAGAAAUUCACAUAUUUCACUGUUUGCUCUGAUAAUCAAGUAUGAAUCUCAACACAUGAGAAAUGGAUUUGCAGAAACUACUGUUGCUCAUGUGUUUGUCUGAUGUUUGCACUAUUCUAUUAUCUUGUCUAGAAUUGAAGAGAAUGCAUACAGUGCCAGAAUAUGUGAAG